Molecule: messenger RNA, 566 nt
Organism: Amoebophrya sp. A120
Lineage: Eukaryota; Dinophyceae; Syndiniales; Amoebophryaceae
Source: the annotation of a GenBank genome assembly
GAGGAGCUUUUUGAACGUGGAGACGAAGAACGUGAUAGAGGCACGCGUCAACCCGAUUCUGAUUCUGACUCCUCUAGUGAAGAGGACGAAAUCAAUGAUCCUCAUGCGGCAGCUGGAGAUAGAGGUACUAAAGCACCGACCAACGUUCCCUAUUUCCCCGCCGUCGUCGACAACCUUUCCGAAACUGCGAGACUUACCCUGCUAAACGACCAAAAUCUCGCUGGGAUGUCGCAGCGGCAACGGAUGAGCUUCUUGCAGGUUCUGAUCCACGAAGCGGUUCGGAAGGUCAACAAAGAUUUUGAAGCAGUGCACAAGGAAUUCGAAGACUGUCGGGCCGAAAUUCAGAAAAUCCGGGAGGAAAGGGUUGUGCGGAUCCUCCGCUCGCAAAUCAUCGUUGGGGCGACCAUCGUCGGCGCGUCCAUUCACACAAAGGUGCUGCAGAGGCUCAGGCCGGACGUCGUGGUCGUCGAGGAGGCCGCGGAAGUCUUGGAGCCGCUGUUGCUACCGUGUUUGGGACCCUGGGUGAAGCACUUGAUCAUGAUUGGAGACCACCAACAAUUGCCGCC